CGUCAUUGCGCAGCGGCGCGUCCAGCUCAUAGUGGUUAAUGGGAAUCCGCUGACGGAGCACAACCAGUUGUUUGCGCGGGCAUAUGUGUGCGCGGAUCAGCAGGUAGCUUGUCUUUAACAAAACCUGGAUGGAAGUCACGGUUUCGAUCUGACGGGGAAAAUCUCACAGAACAGGACUCUUCUUAUCUGCAGGAUGCGCUGACAUUAUAUGUCAUGCUCACAGCGAUCGUCAGUUACAGGUGGACCUUUCUUUUAGGUGGCUAAAAUACGUUUUUCCUCCCGUCUGCUUCUCCAAACUGGGGGCGUGCCGACUGUCAUCUACUAUAAACUCCACCUGGCGUCUCCACUCCUUUAGCAGCCAUGGCUCUCUUUGCAUCUGGAGGGGCCGUGUUCACCAUCCUCCUCAUUAGCAGGUUGUUAGAGAACUCGAUGCUCAACGCAGAAGUGAAGGAGGGAGAGAUUCUGCCUCCUACCAUUCAGAGGCUGAUGAAAGGAUACAACAAGUACCUCAGGCCUUUCUUUGACAAUGGUCCUGUAACGGUGGGUAUGAGCCUGGAUAUUGCCAGCAUUGACACCAUCUCAGAGAUCAACAUGGACUACACCGCCACCAUAUUCCUCCGUCAGCGCUGGACGGACGAGCGUUUGGUGUUUGAGGGCAACAAGAGCCUGAGCCUCGACGGGCGGUUGGUGGAGCUGCUCUGGGUCCCUGACACCUUCAUCGUCGACUCCAAGAAGUCCUUCCUCCAUGACAUCACCGUGGAGAACAGGCUGAUACGCAUCUUCCCCAACGGGACCGUCCUCUAUGCACUGAGGAUCACCACCACCGUGGCUUGCAACAUGGAUCUGACCAAGUACCCCAUGGACAAGCAGACCUGCACGCUACAACUGGAGAGCUGGGGUUACAACAUCAACGACGUCAUGUUCUACUGGACCAGAGGAAAUGAGUCUGUCAGUGGUUUAGACACUCUGCAGCUGGCUCAGUACACAGUAGAGGACCACUACACAUCUGUCUCAGAGGCCGUUUAUGAAACUGGCAAUUACCCGAAGCUGGUCUUCCACUUUGAGCUGAAGAGGAGCAUUCUGUACUUCAUCUUGGAGACUUACGUCCCCUCCAGCCUGCUCGUUGUGCUCUCAUGGGUGUCCUUCUGGAUUUCCCUGUCCUCUGUUCCAGCACGUAUUUGCAUAGGAGUGACCACGGUCCUGACCAUGACCACUCUGAUGAUGGGAGCCCGGACGUCACUGCCCAACGCCAACUGCUUCAUUAAGGCCAUUGAUGUUUACUUGGGAAUCUGCUUCAGCUUUAUCUUCGGAGCGCUCAUCGAGUACGCCGUGGCCCACUUCUGCACCCUCUCUCACAUGGACACACACGUGCUCAUGUACAGCCACCACUUGCACGACCUUGACGACGAAAUGAACGGCAUCAUCACCACCAUCUCCAAUCACAAUAGGGCUAGGAGACGGAAGGAGGCUGCCGCAGCUGCUGCCACGCCUCCCGCCUCCCUAGAACUCACUGUCAGCCCGUCCAGCCCCUCGGGAAACGAGCCCAAGCCCGAGGCGUCGCCCCCGGCGCCCACCCACUGGUGCCUCACUGCUCUGGCCUUCGUCCGCAAAGUGCUCCGCUCCCUAACUUGCUGUCACGUGGAGAACCCUCACCACAUAGACAACUACUCCAGAGUCACCUUCCCCCUCUCUUUUGUCAUGGUUAACCUGCUCUACUGGAUCUAUUAUCUGUACUUUUAGCAUCGGCUCGAGUGCAGCAUGUGUCCCGGAGAGUUUGAGACGGAGAGUGUAUGUAGACAAGAAGUGUAUUUUACUGUAUGUAUGUACAGUAAGUGUUAUUUAAGUGUGUUUUGAGAUGAGUGUGUAAAAUUUCUGCAUUUGGAUUCAUGAGCGAAGUAGCAUACUCACAUUUUCGGGGGGAAAAGUAACGCUUAUGAUUACAGCUCCAUUUUUAAAUAUUAUGUACUCAAACUCAUUGCUUAACAUUUUAUACAGCAGGUAUUGUUAAAUGAAAGGUCCCUCUGACACUGACCGGGUGAGAUUUGGUCAAAGCCGAUACACCUUGAGAUGAAAAGAGCAUCGCUUAAGAAAAAAUUGUCCAGUCUGCAUCUUUAUCGCUGUAGUUUAUAUUCAUUUUAAGUGAAGGUUGACACGCAGAAGAUGGAGCUGUAAUUUAAGGCUUUAUGACUGAGGGAGAGCAAAUGUUCUCUGCUGUGAUGGAAUGAUUAUUGAUACUUUACAACUUCAUCUUCCAUUUCUGCCUG
Sebastes umbrosus (honeycomb rockfish) is the source of this 2264-nucleotide messenger RNA. It is a transcript of the gene gabrzb, whose product is annotated as gamma-aminobutyric acid receptor subunit pi. Bases 361 to 1740 code for a protein of 459 amino acids. Gene Ontology annotation, biological process: signal transduction; nervous system process; monoatomic ion transmembrane transport. Gene Ontology annotation, cellular component: neuron projection; membrane; GABA-A receptor complex. The transcript is spliced from 11 exons. Gene Ontology annotation, molecular function: extracellular ligand-gated monoatomic ion channel activity; GABA-A receptor activity; neurotransmitter receptor activity. Lineage: Eukaryota; Metazoa; Chordata; Actinopteri; Perciformes; Sebastidae. The record is from RefSeq and is a predicted model, not a curated record.